Molecule: messenger RNA, 718 nt
Organism: Telopea speciosissima
Lineage: Eukaryota; Viridiplantae; Streptophyta; Magnoliopsida; Proteales; Proteaceae
Exons: 4
Coding region: 4-519 (171 amino acids)
Source: RefSeq, a predicted model, not a curated record
GCAAUGUUUCAAACAUCUUCUCUGCUCCUCUCAAACCAGCAGCUGACCAUAAGACAGACGACAUCUCGUCGGAUUCCAUCAUCACUUCUUCGUCGGAGAGCGGUCGCUUCACCUGCGAAUCUGAUUCUAGCAGCAGCAUCUAAUUCUGGAUCAGAGAAACCGAUUCCAAUUAUUUAUAAGCAAUGCUCGACUGCGGCACCCAUCUCUCAUUUGGCCACAAGAUUAGGACUUCGACGUCCGAGCCCCGAACUUGGGCUUCUUUCCCUUGUCUUCGUGCUCUCUACGGCUGCUGGUGCAAUUUUCUUACUGGCUUUAAUUUCAAUCCCGACAACGAAUGCUUUUAGAAGAUUAUCAGCUUCAAUGGGUAAACUGUCAAAGGUGGUUUCAGAAGAGGUGCCUGGAACAUUGCAUUCUCUAAAGCUAUCUGGCAUUGAGAUUAAUGAUUUGACUCAACAACUUAGCACUCUCAGGCAAAAAAUAACUGGAUAUCAAACUGGAAAGAAAGGCAGGAGCAAUUAGCGAAGGCCAAAUGGAGGAACGAAUGAUCUUAUAACAGAUUAAUACAUGCAAGGCAAUAGUGAAGCUGUACAAUGACUUUGUAGAUAUAUAAUGACAUGAUGUGUUGCAUUGCAUGCACCCCUAUUCCUUUUUUGUGUGUAAUUCAUAUUUUGUUAAUGGUUCUAUGACAAUUGUAGUUUUAUCAUCUGUAGGAGUUAGU